This is a messenger RNA of Myotis davidii, 1443 nucleotides long. Its product is annotated as stabilin-1-like. The record is from RefSeq and is a predicted model, not a curated record. NCBI's taxonomy places the organism in Eukaryota, Metazoa, Chordata, Mammalia, Chiroptera, Vespertilionidae. The transcript is spliced from 5 exons. The coding region runs from base 140 to 1165 and encodes 341 amino acids.
GGGGCCUCGAGGCUGCUUUUAAAGCGAGUGCCCGCCCCCAUCCCACUUGCCCGCCCCGUGCCUGCCUCCCAGAGCUCAUUCCCCUCCCAGGCUGCCCCAGCUCUGUCCUGGACAGUGUGCCUGCCAGCCACCGCUGUCCAUGGCAGGGCCCCGGGGCCUCCUCCUGCUCUGCCUCCUGGCCGUCUGCCUAGCAGGCUCCCGCCCCGUCGGGGGGCAGAAGGCAGUGGGUCCUGUUCUCCACCUGAGGAAGCCAAGGCCCAAGGAUGGUGUUCAGGUGUGGUCCAGACGCUGCGAUGUGAAGACCAAGUUUGUCACUCACAUACCCUGCACCGUGUGCCCCGCCAUCAAGAAGCGGGUGUGUCCCCCGGGCUGGCUGCGUGAGUUGCCGGAGAAGAUAUCACAGGACUGCCGCUACGAGGUGAAGCUAGGGGGCUCUCUGGUGUCCAUGAGCGGCUGCAGCGUGGGAUGCUGGAAGGACGUGGUGCAGAAGGCCUGCUGCCCUGGCUACUGGGGGUCCCAGUGCUAUGGUAUUGGGGGGUUCCAGUGCUAUGGUGCAGGGGUGUCCCAGUGCUAUGGUAUUGGGGGGGUCCCAGUGCUAUGGUAUUGGGGGGUUCCAGUGCUAUGGUGCAGGGGUGUCCCAGUGCUAUGGUAUUGGGGGGGUCCCAGUGCUAUGGUAUUGGGGGGUUCCAGUGCUAUGGUGCAGGGGUGUCCCAGUGCUAUGGUAUUGGGGGGGUCCCAGUGCUAUGGUAUUGGGGGGUUCCAGUGCUAUGGUGCAGGGGUGUCCCAGUGCUAUGGUAUUGGGGGGGUCCCAGUGCUAUGGUAUUGGGGGGUUCCAGUGCUAUGGUGCAGGGGUGUCCCAGUGCUAUGGUAUUGGGGGGGUCCCAGUGCUAUGGUAUUGGGGGGUUCCAGUGCUAUGGUGCAGGGGUGUCCCAGUGCUAUGGUAUUGGGGGGGUCCCAGUGCUAUGGUAUUGGGGGGUUCCAGUGCUAUGGUGCAGGGGUGUCCCAGUGCUAUGGUAUUGGGGGGGUCCCAGUGCUAUGGUAUUGGGGGGUUCCAGUGCUAUGGUGCAGGGGUGUCCCAGUGCUAUGGUAUUGGGGGGUCCCAGUGCUAUGGUAUUGGGGGAUCCCAGUGCUAUGGUACAACAAGGGGUCCCCACUUAGUUCCUAACACCCCAGCCCUGGGCUCCCCAUCUGCAGCAUCUGCCUGCCUUCCCCUCCACCGUGUUCACUUAAUGGACACUUACUGAGCCAACACAGCUGGCCGCCUGACUCUGGCUGCCUUGGGUAGGGGCCACCAAGAGCUGCCGGGGUCAGGGAUGAAUCUAAAGUUCUUAGACCACAGCUGAAUUAUUGGAUGUGGGGGUCCACAGAGUGCCCUGGAGGGGCAGGGACCCCGUGCAACGGCCAUGGCACCUGCCUGGAUGGCAUAGACGGGAAUGGGACCUG